CUAUGCGUCCACAAAACAAAUCCAAUGGAACUAUCCGCGCUAAAACGCGUACUGUACACAUGGGGUGCUAACAGUUUUGGGCAGCUGGGGCUAAAGAACGCUGAAGAUCAGGUGACGCCGCAGUGCGCAGAGUAUGGACAGGAAGCAGAAACAUUACGGGUCAUCACAGGUGGAGGUGGACAUUCAGCGCUCAUCACUGAGUCUGGGGAGCUGCUGGUAUGUGGACAGAAUCACAAAGGCCAGCUAGGACUCGGUCAUGUAUCAGAGGUCAUGACCUUUCAGCUCUGCCAGUUGCCUGGACGCAGGACUGUUCGGCAAGUGUCGUGUGGCUGGGACUUUACCAUCACUCUUACAGAUGAUGGACAAGUCUUGACAUGUGGCUCCAAUGCUUUCGGUCAGCUGGGCGUCUCGCCGCAGACACAAUACACUGCACAGUAUCUGCUAAUCACGUCUUUAAAGGAACCAGUCGUCAGUGUAGCAGCAGGACUUAGACAUGGGCUCGCAGUGACAGGUUCAGGUGGUGUGUAUCAGUGGGGUACAGGUCUGUUAAGUCAAGCCAAACGAGCACUGAAUCCUCAGCCUGUCCCAAACCACCUCAGCUCCAAGGAGCCCUGCUUGGUCACAGGGCUGGACCAUGUAUCUGUCACGAGUGUAUCUGCAGGCUCUGUGCACUGUGCCUGUCUGACAGUAUCCGGCGAGUUAUUCCUGUGGGGAAGUAAUAAACACGGCCAACUGUGUAGAAAAGACACCUUCCUACCUCUGCCUACAGCUUUAGACCCUUCACUGUUAAAUGGAGAAAGAGUUUUGUCGAUACACAGUGGCUGGACUCACCUAAUCGCCCAGACAGAGAGUGGGAGAGUUCUUACAUGGGGAAGAGCCGGUUAUGGACAGCUUGGGAGACAAGCGACAGGCAGCGACCGUACAGAAUCGAGUCUUCCUUCUGAGGUCAAGACGCUUCAUGGAGCCUCUCAGAUUGCAUGUGGCUCAGAGCACAACCUUGCCAUCGUAGGGAAUCAGGUUUUUUCCUGGGGUUGGAACGAGCAUGGGAUGUGUGGAGAUGGUUCUGUUUGUGAUGUCAUCCAACCGCAGCCAAUCCCCGAUCUCCAGAAUGCCAAAGGACUCCUGAUUGGCUGUGGAGCAGGACAUUCCUUGGCACUUUGUUGUUUGAAGAACAUUAAAGACACUGGAAGAUGAACAGCAGUUAAAAGACUGCUUGAGCGGCGACACUCAAAUCACUGAGCGUCUUCUGUUAACUCCAUUAUUUUCUCAUAUUCACAUACUGCAUCCCACUGUGAUUUAGAUUUCUACAGCAGCCCAAAAGUUGCCUUUUCACAGGAAACACUUCAGGAAGCCAGGAAUGAUGUCACGUUGUCUUCGAUGGAGCAGCUGAUAUAUUUUCUACUUGAUGAUUAAUUAGAACGGUUAUAUAUGCAACUGGUUUUACAUUAAACCCACUCCAGUUACCAAAUACAAUAGAAAGAUAGAUUAUUAGAGAUAUUUUUGUAUUGAUUUUGAGAUUUAAUAAGAUUAAUGAUCUCUGUGUUCAUAUUAAAAAUGCCAUUUAAAAUCUUUAAUCCCUGCCUUUCACCUGAAUUUGUGUUUACCUUGAGAAGAAAUGAACUGUGUAAUAAAGCUAAGGUUUAUUAGAGCUAUGUAUUUAAUCUGCUACUUUUAAAUUCAGUUCAAUUUUAUUUGCACAGCACCUUUAUCAACACGCAAAGAACGUUUUCGGAAAUCCGACUAACAUUAUGGAAAUACUGUGUACAGCGGUGCAUAGUUUGGAAUUCAGGUAGGCUUCAUUUGUUAAAAUACAAGGAUUGUUCAAGGUCACUGUCAUAUCUGACAUAUAGAUAUCAUUCGAGCAUUUUUUUGUUGUAUUCCCACAUGAUAUUGAAUGUAAAAUAAAAUCUCAGCUAUUA
This is a messenger RNA of Tachysurus vachellii, 1919 nucleotides long. It is a transcript of the gene sergef, whose product is annotated as secretion regulating guanine nucleotide exchange factor. Bases 25 to 1194 code for a protein of 389 amino acids. NCBI's taxonomy places the organism in Eukaryota, Metazoa, Chordata, Actinopteri, Siluriformes, Bagridae. The transcript is spliced from 12 exons. The record is from RefSeq and is a predicted model, not a curated record.